Gryllus bimaculatus (two-spotted cricket) is the source of this 7077-nucleotide messenger RNA. The record is from the annotation of a GenBank genome assembly. NCBI's taxonomy places the organism in Eukaryota, Metazoa, Arthropoda, Insecta, Orthoptera, Gryllidae.
AUGAAAACCCGAAGUCAGAAGACAAGAAAAGGAGUUGUUAUGUUUCAUGAAGAUACUGGUGUUAAUGACAGUCAACUGCGUACAUUUUGUCUCCCAGGGCCAAACAGGCUGGGCGAGACGGCGCAGGUGCACCUGCGGCAGCCUGACGCCGCGGCCAAGCUGGCGCCGGGCGCCGACGUGACGCUGGUGUGCGCCGUCGAGGGCUCCGACGACGUCUCCUACGACUGGUUCAGCGAAGACCCUGUAGAAGGUGGCAAACGCGGGGAGCGCGGCGACCGCCUGCAGCUGAAGGGGCGCCGCCUGCACCUGCGCAACGCCAGCGCGCAGGACGCCGGCGUUUACCGCUGCCGCGCCAGCAACCGCGCCGGCACCACCAACUCCUCCAGGAACUUCGCGCUCGCCAUCCCGGACGACCGCUUCCCGCUGCUGGUGGAGGCGCCGGGCGACGCGGUGGUGCGGCGCGGGGGCGUGGCGCGCCUGCACUGCGGCUUCCGCGGCGCCGACUUCACCGAGUGGUUCGGCGACGGGGCGGAGCCGCUCGCCAACACCUCCAGGAUCACCGUCUUCUCAAACGGCUCGCUGCACAUCAGUGACGUCGGCCCGGAGGACGAGGGCCUCUACACGUGCGUCGGUGCCAAGGGACAGGAGUCGCAGAGCUACGCGGCUGAGCUACGGAUUGCCUACCUGGAGGCGCUGACGGCGGAGUCGCUGGAGCCGGCGCUGGGCGCGAGCGGCGCGCGCGUGGUGGCGGAGCGCGCGCCCUUCGAGGCCACGUGCCUGGCGCCGCGCGGCGACCCGCCCCCGCGCGUGUGGUGGCGCGACCCGCGCAACCGCACCGUCACCGACGCCGGCGCCGUGCGCGUCGACGACGGCCGCCUGCUGGUGGAGGCCGCGAGCGCGCGCGACCACGCCGGCGCCUACACCUGCGUCGCCGACAACCUCGCCGGCAGCCGCGAGAUCGCGCUCACGCUCGUCGUCGCCACUCAACCUCGUAUAAUAAAUCCACCUACACAAGAUCCACCAUCCGGAGCUGUUUAUGAAGAGGCAAAAGCUGUGUUUCACUGUGAAUAUGAAGCUAUGGAACCACCAAUCUCCACUGUAGAAUGGUUGAAAGAUGGAAUUUUAAUAUCUGAAGACCGCCAUCGUUUCAAAAUUCAGAGAGGAAAAUCAAAUUCCACCUUGGUUAUCAAUGCUGUCACUAUGAGUGAUGAAGGAGUCUAUGCCUGUCAAGUGAAUACAAUAGGAUUUGCUCCUGUAGUCAGUGAAAAUGCCUCCCUCAGUGUCAAAGAGCGCUUAAAAUUCUCUCCAAAACCUGUGAGUAAGAAACUGGAGCUAGGAACUCCAUCAACAGUGUAUUGCCGUGCACAAGGAUCUCAUCCUCCAACCAUCAAAUGGUUUAAAAGUUGCCAGGACACAAAACAGUGCAAAACUUCUGUUGAUCUUCCUUCACACGUGCAAGACAUAAAUGGAACUUUGGAGUUCCGUAAUGUCACCCUUGAGGACCGAGGAAACUACACAUGUAUGGCCACUAACAAACAAGGAUCCAUUUCUGCCACAAUUGACAUUGAUGUCAUUGUGACUCCCAAGUUCAGAGUCCCUCCCCAAAAUGUGACAGCUUAUGAAGGUUAUCCUGUUAUACUCCACUGUGCUGCAGAGGGGCUGCCUCAACCUACCAUUAAGUGGGAUCGUAACAGUAAUCUAAGUGCUCUUCCUAGUGGCUUUGAAGUACUCUCUAAUGGAUCUCUAUGGUCAAGAGAAGUUCAUAUUUCUGAUGGAGGAAAAUACGGAUGCACUGCUGGAAAUAGUGGUGGUUUCAAGCGAGAGGAAGUAACAUUAAUUGUAGAAAGUGAGUUCACAGGAAACAUGUGGGGUAAUGAAGGUUAUCAACCUUCUGAAGGCAUAGAGCAAGGUGAAACUAUGAUGACCAAGACAGUAGGCAUCACUCUUGGAGCUGCUGCAGCAUAUAUGGUACUUGUGGUAGGGCUGAUGGCUUGGUGCAGGCAUCGCCGACGCAAACGCAAACAGGCUGGUUUGGAUGCUCCAGCUGCCGAAGGUACUCAUGCCCUGUUAGGUAAAGUCGAGAACGGGGAUGUGAUUAUGACUGAUCAUCAUGAAACAAAAGAACAUCGUAAACAUGAGAAAAAGGAAAAGAAAGAAAGGCCUCGCUCUGAUGGUGAUACUACACAAUCUCAAGGUUCAAACCACAGUAAGAAAUCUAAAACUGGAUUGGAUAGAUUAAAUUUUCCGAGGUCAGAUCUUCAUAGUUUUGUGCUUCUUGGUCGUGGACAAUUUGGAGAAAUUCAGUUAGCUCAGGCAAGAGGGAUUAAAGAGGGUUCUGAUGUUGUUGUACUUGUAAAAGCACUUCAGCCAACUAGAGAUGAUAUUAUCCUUCAAGAAUUCAAGCGAGAAAUUGAUCUCUUUACCAAACCCAGUCAUCCAAAUGUUGCAAAAUUGAUUGGUCUUUGCCGUGAUGCUGAACCAAAUUUGAUGGUUCUGGAAUACACUGACUGGGGUGAUUUGAAGCAGUUCUUGUUGGCAACUCGUGGAGGAGGAAAAGACAAAGACGCUUCUCCCCCCAGCAGCCGCCCUCGCCCUCCUCCACUCUCAGUGGCACAGAUCAUGAACAUGGCGCUACAAGUGGCACAAGGAAUGGACCAUUUGGCCGGACUGCGGCUGGUACAUAAGGAUAUGGCUGCUCGCAAUUGCCUCAUAACCAGUGGCCUAGCGGUGAAAGUGUCCUUGGUGGCCAUUAGCAAAGAUACUUACAGCAAAGAAUAUUUCUUGCAUCACAAUCAACUCAUUCCAUUACGUUGGCUGCCUGCUGAAGCAGUGUUAGAAGAUGAUUUUUCAACGAAGUCAGAUGUUUAUAUGUGGGCUGUUUUGGUGUGGGAAUUAUUUCACCAGGGAGAGCUACCUUUUGUGAAGAUGUCUGAUGAUGCUGUUCUAGCAGCAAUGAAACGUCAUGAAUUAGCCCUUAAACCACAUAAGGCUGCGCCUGAAGCACUUCAGUCUCUACUUAAUUCUUGCUGGGCUGAAAGCCCUCGUGACCGCCCAACGUUUUCUCAAGUUACAACUAGUUUGACAGAUAUAACUGGUGAAAACACCAUUUGAUCUUCUUAAUUUGUGUCUGUAUCAAUGAUACUGGAAGAUUGCUAAUUGAAUUAAGAAAGCCUUUAAGGUUUAAUUAUUUAAUUCAUGAUCUACUGAUUUGUGGCACUUGCCAUAGCCUAUUUGUCCAGAGUAUAUAACAAUAGGCUUAGGAUGAGAUUUUUGCUUGUUACUCAGUGUCGUAUAUUUAUUUCAAAAUGAAAUUACUAUCAACCAUGUUGAUAACUGUGGAAUCUAUAAUUAAGAAUUGGUGAGUUGAACACAUUGAUUGCUUUAAAGUGUUUUCUUGUCAAAUGUGUAAUAUGUAAUAGUGACUGAAUUGUAUUUCAUUCCACGUGAGGUAAUUUAAGUUUUAGUACUAUGUGUGAUGUAAGUUUUGACUUGUGCAAGAGCAGGGUGUAUGUACAUAUAAAUGAAUAUUUAUUGGUAGCUUUGCUGAGUAUUUUUGAUAUUGCUAAAGCAACUAGUGACUUUUUCUUCCCAGCUGAGCAAGUGACAUUUCCUCAGAGGCCUAAAGUCCUCCAGAUGUAUCUAGCAUUUCAUGUAAUGCAACAGAGAUAGAGGAGUAUCAUAUUUUAUAUGGUUAUUUUAAGCAUAUAUGAUGUGUAAUGAAGUACAAUUCAAAGUUUAUGUGUACAAUACAGAGUUGUAUAUUACUAUAUUUAAUUAAACUAUGCAUAUCAUAGUUUUGGAUGUGGAACUUUGUAGCAGUGUUUUUCAAUAUGUAUUCUGUAUGAGCCAGACAACUACAGAAUGUUCAUAAUUCAUAUUAUUUAUUUCAUAUUGAUUGUGAAAUUUUGUUUAUAGUACAUUUAGUAUGAUACAGAUUUCCAGGAAUUAUUACUUUGGUGAUAUAUUACUUGGUGAAUUAUUACUUUAAAGAUAAUAUUUUAAAAUUAAUGGGCUCAAUGAUUUAAAAUAACUCUACAAAGUUGUUAAAUUCUGGCCUCAUGAGGGUGUAAUACUGAAACAAAAUUAUAUUGUAGAGUAGAAUAGAUAAGAUGUUUAUGAUCAAAGGGUGAAAUGUGUCAUACAUUUAGUGUUCUCUCAAACAUAUUUAUUAUGCUUGGUGAAUGUAAUUGAACAUGAAGCAUUAGAUAAUAUUGACCCAUAAGUGAGAAUGGGGCUUAGAAAUUACUAAGGGCUUCAAGAAUUCAUUGUUUAAUGUUUGUAACAUGAUUUCAUUAUGACAAAUUUCCAUUUUUCAAUAGAAAUAUUUUCCAUACUGUUCAUUGUAGAAUUUUUCAGUUCAUUAGCAAACUAAGAGCUUCUUUCUACGAAAAUUCAUAUUAUUCAUGUGGAUACCACCUAAAUGUAAGAUUAUCAUGUGUAUUUCAUUUUCAUUAUUGAACACAUUGUUUCUCUCAUCUUCAAAACUUAGUUUGAAUAAGUACAAUAAUGUCCUAAAAAAUGUUUUUGUUAAUUGAAGUAAGGGAUCAACAUUUUUUAUACUUCUUAACCAACAAAUUUCAAAGGCCAUUAUGACGUUCAAAAUCUUGAAAAUAUCUUGUCUUGGUUCAAGAGACUUAACUACACAAGACUGAGUUUCUACAUCAUUCAUUUUUGUAUUAUCUUUAAGAUAGUUAACACAUCAGACCUGUAAAAUUUCUCAUUUAUAUAAUUAUUGAAAAUUUGCCUCAUAUUUGUUUUAGAUAAAAAUGCUAAAAUGCAUAGAACCUGUACUUUUACAGCAUUUGCAGAAUGUUGAAAAUGAUGAAGGAUUCCCAAAUUUUUACUAUAAAUUUUUAAUCUGACUGUAAACACCAGAAAAUUUGCAUUCUUAUAAACUCUUUAUUCCAUGCACAAAUUAUUAUUUAUAGUCUCCAUUUUAUAAUGAUGCAUAUUCUAAACUAGCAAAUUUUUCUAAAAAAGUCUUUCUACUCUACUUUUUUACAUACAAGAACUUUGUACAUUUUGCAUUAUUUUCUAAUAUUUCUUGUAUUUGCAUGCAUGAAUUAUCUUUCUGAAAAUGUUCAGUCAUUUGAGAUGUAUGCUUUUCUUCUGAGUUGGAUGUGUAAACAAUGUACUUUUUGUAAUGUAGUUAUUACUCCUAGUGUUAAUACAUGUCUUAUAGUGCAAGAGAUCUGAUAUCAAAGAGUGUGAGGUUGGUCAGAGGGAUAAAGUGGAAUCUCAUUUAAGCUAAAAUUAAACAUUUGUGCACUUAAUACAUUUUUAACAAUUUUACUUAAUUGACUAUGUUAGAUUUUUUCUUAAAGCUUUCUUAGUUCAUUAUAAAAGUUUAAAUCCUAUGUUUGAACUUAAUGAAAACAUUCAAAACAAUGUGUAUGAGCAAGAAAUUUUAAUUUACCUUACAAGGUUCAACUAUAGCAGUCAUAUAUUUGUCCUUGUAAUAAAAUAAUUUCACCAUGUUAAGUGCAUAACAUGUAUUAUUUGAAAAGAGAAAAAAUGUCUUAAACAUGUUCUUGCAAUAUCACUAAUUGGGGCACCCAAAGAAAACAAGAGGCCAGUAGAUCUGUAUAGGCCCCAUAUAUCAAACAAAAGUUGCACCCCUCGGUUACGUGAACAGAAUUAAUUUCUCCCUUGAACAGAAAUAGCAUGCAGUUAAUAAUCUGAAUUAGAAGUUAACACAUUUUUCAAAUUUAUUUCAAACGAAACAAAAUGUUCGCUGGCCGAAUUUAGUUGGGGUCUGGGGCAGGGUGUCUCAGCUGCUCCCUCCCCCGGGCCCUUCUGGGUGCUCCUGAUUGAGGCCCUUCUACACGGUACUUUUUCAUGCAGAUUCUCAUACAGAAACUUCAAGAUCCCAAACUAGAAUUUUGAAAGUUGUGUAUACACGACCUGCUCCAUGAUGGAAUCUUUCCUCCAUGGUCUGCACGUUACUUUGCCGUACGAUGUCUCUUAUACGUCGAUAGGGGCUCUGCCGGCACACUAAUGAAUUCCUGGAUAGCGCCGUACAAGUACAUUCAUUUUUGACAUUUGUGUACGUGCUUUCUAAACUUAUUUGUUAAUACUUUUUAAUCAAGUAUUAAUGAAACAUGGGGCGGGGGAUAGAAAGGUUGUCAUCGUCGCAACAAGCAUGGUUGUCGCUGUGAAGGCUUUAAAGUGCGCAGAGCUUUAGAGAGACCCAUGAGAUAUUCCAUCGUGAUGUUAGGCUCUGACGCACCAUGUUAUAAAACCCAAUUAUAAAUAAGUCUUAACUGCAUUUCCGAGGUGCAGUGAAUAAAUUUCACAGAAAAUCGGAGACCUCGAACCCGUCACGGCAAUACAAAAAUCUCACGAAUUGCACUUAACCACAGCCAUCCUAUACUAGUGGGAGACGACCAUGACCAUGACCAUGGCGUUUUCUAAUAGAGGAUGGCCACGACUUAUCUAAACCACAAAAUUGGAAAGAAUUGACGAUUCCCACAGUAAAGAAAGCCGUCAUACUUCGAUUAAGUCCGUUGACACUUGUCGGCUGCGAGGCUGCCAUCCAAUCGGGAGCUUCAAUGUUACUGUAGUGUUACAGCUGACUAGUGUAAACGGACUUGAUGUUUGAAUUGAAGUACAGUGAUACUUCGUACAGCCUGCCUCUAGAAGCACUGGAGCCAAACUGUACAUUUUCUGUAUAAAAAAAAUUGAACGUGCUCGGAAGUUUUCAUGUCGAAAUUGUGUAGUAUGGACACUUUGUAUACGUGCAAUCCGCACGAAAAUUCUACAGUGUAAAACGGCCUAUGAAAAUGUUUUUAAUUGUACCUUUCUCUCCUAACAAUAGGUUUGUUCCUUAAAAACACUUUCACCUUGUUCUUUGUACAAACAUAAGUGUAUUAUUUAAUUUUCUUUUCUUGUUAAAUGUUCAAAUUGAGGGAACGUUUCCCUUCUAGUCAUGUAUUAUUGUGAACUAAAAGAAAGUAUUGUAGCCUUUUGAUACACUACUUAAUAUCACCAUAUACAGACAUUUGGUGAUGAAAUAAACUCUUUGUAAGACAAGUGUAAAUAAUUUUGUAUACAUAAUUCAAUGUGUUUUUGGCUACU